Pelobates fuscus (common spadefoot toad) is the source of this 1306-nucleotide messenger RNA. It is a transcript of the gene CAPG, whose product is annotated as capping actin protein, gelsolin like. Gene Ontology annotation, biological process: cell projection assembly; barbed-end actin filament capping; actin filament severing. Bases 59 to 1099 code for a protein of 346 amino acids. The transcript has 10 exons. Lineage: Eukaryota; Metazoa; Chordata; Amphibia; Anura; Pelobatidae. Gene Ontology annotation, molecular function: phosphatidylinositol-4,5-bisphosphate binding; actin filament binding. Gene Ontology annotation, cellular component: actin cytoskeleton; cytoplasm. The record is from RefSeq and is a predicted model, not a curated record.
AUCUGCAUUCCGAAAACUCUAAAGGCACCAGACAGAGCAGAACACAAGGAGAUUCAAAAUGUAUGGAACUCCCAGUGCAAAGGAUUUGCGCUUCCCGCAAUCAGCGUCUGACGUUGGGUUACAUGUUUUCCGUAUUGAAAAAAUGAAGCUGAUUUCAGUGCCUUGUGAAAGUCAUGGCAUUUUUCAUUCGGGAGAUACCUAUCUUGUAUUGUCUAACACUCCUGAGGGCAAUAGCAUUUAUGUGUGGAAUGGGAGUGACACGUCUGUAGAUGAAAGGGCUGCAGGUGCAAUUUACAGUUCGCAACUUCACAUGCACAUGGGAGAGAAGCCAAGUCAGAAUCGUGAAACACAAGGACAUGAAAGCACAGAGUUCAUGGCUCUUUUCCCUCAUGGUGUCACCUACCUGGAAGGAGGGGUCUCCUCAGGCCUACAUCGUGCUGCUCAGGACACAGCGGCCUCCAAAGAUCAUCUGUACCACGUAAAAGGCAGAAAACAGAUUCGGGCUUUGGAGACAGAGCUUAAAUGGGAGAGCUUCAAUAAGGGAGACUGCUUUAUCCUUGACACGGGAAAGUGUAUUUACGUCUGGUCUGGGUCUCAGUCUAACAUGAUGGAAAGAAACAGAGCACGUGAUCUAGCGACUCAGAUUAGAGACAGUGAAAGACGUGGCACAGCGCAAGUAGAGAUUGUACAAGAAGGGGAGGAGCCAGAAGAGAUGUCCAAGAUCUUGGGAAAGAAGCCAGAGUCUAUUAAGGAGGGAAAUGCUGAGGAUGACAAGGAGGCAGAUGAAAGACAUGCACGGGAACCUGUGCUUUAUCAGGUCUCCAAUGCAAGUGGAAAAAUGCAGGUAACUCGUGUUGGACAUGGUGGAGUUUUCCAAAAAGAGCAAUUGCUUUCCGAUGACUGUUUCAUCUUGGACACCGCUGGCAAACUCUACGUGUGGAAAGGUAAAAAGGCAAACAAAGAAGAACGUGAGCAAUCACUCCAGGUGGCCAACGAGUUCCUGACUUACAUGCAUUACCCCCCCACAACCCAGGUACAGGUAGUUUCAGAAGGCAAUGAAACUCCACUCUUCAAACAAUUCUUCAAGAACUGGUUGUAAGCAUCUUGGGAUUAACAAGAAGAAAGGUUCUCUCCACAAACCUUCAAUGAAAAUUUAACAGAACGUGGCCUCAAUGUGACCAAAAAUGUACAGUGGCAUUACUUUGAGCCAUAGCCUUUAAAUGUAAUGUCCACAUUUUGUUUACAUAGGUUUUUUCCACGUUCGAUUGUCUUCAUUCUUGUGUUUAAAAAAUAAAUAAAAAAAAUU